AUGGCUCUAAAUCCAACGCUAAUUCAAGGGCAAGAAUUUUUAUUCCCAGCGAACAAGGGAUCUGAAUUCACGUAUUUAAGAAGGGAAGAUGUUAAAAUGAAACUAUACUUACCAGAUAGAACGAUAAAGGAAGAUGGGAUGAUAUUUCUAACGAGCAUACGUUUGGUAUUUAUUAAGAGUGAACGAAGUAGAACGAACGCAAAUUUCAUAUCUGUAGAAUUACCAUUAAAUCUAAUUGAGAAACCUAAAUUUGAACAACCAGUAUUUGGUUUGAAUUAUCUCUCUGGUAUUGUAAAGCCAUCAGUUGAUAACCCCAAUAGUUUGAAAAGUCCAUGCAAAUGGAAUAUAGUUUUUCUGAAUGGACAAUGUAGUAGUUUCCUUAACUAUUUCUUUAAAGUAUAUGAAGCAGCAAAAAAAAAUAGACCUUUAGGAACCUUAAGUGAAUUUAAUGAACAAUUUUUCUCAAAUAGCAAUGCAUAUGUGGAUCCUAGUGACCCAACCUUUUUAUAUAUAAACGAACCUAACCCUGAAAGUUUAUAUAAUGCUCAAGGCACGACACAAAAUCAUUACAUUCCUCAGAAUAACCAAAAAAACGAAGAUGUACCAGUAUAUAAAAGGCCAUAUGUGCCUCAACAUAAUAAUAGUAAUAGUGUGAAUAAUAUACCAUCAUAUAAUCAGCAGAAUUAUAUGGGAAACUACGAUUCUGCUAGCAGUAGAGGGUCCUUUAGUCACCAACCAUAUCCACCAAGUGGUGCUAACGCGAGUCAGGCGAGCCCAAAUUGUGGUAGUCAGAAUUGUGGUAGUCAAAAUUGCGGCAGUCAAAAUUACGGCAGUCAAAAUUACUGCAGCCCAAAUUACGGUAGUCAAAAUUAUUGCAGCCCAAAUAGUGACAUAUCACAGCACUAUAACUAUCAAGAUAACAGGUCCACAUAUGCGAAUCAGGAAAAUACCAUGUCUCACUAUAAUCAGCACAGUAAUUUUAUAAAUUAUGAUCAAAUAAAUAACAGAAAUAUGCAUGACCAUCAAAAUGGCAAUGCGAUAUCUUAUAAUCAACGAACACAACAACCUUUACAUAAUCAGCCAAAUAAUCAACAGUUCAAUCCUGCUUAUAAUGAACAAUUUAAUAAUAUACAUAAUCAGAACAACACUAUCCCAUCUUACACUGAGCAAACGACAUAUCAGUUGAAUCAGAAGAAUGGUGAAUAUAAUGGUAAUCAAAAUGGACAAUCAAAAUAA
Messenger RNA from Plasmodium gonderi, 1236 nucleotides. RefSeq lists its product as hypothetical. The record is from RefSeq and is a predicted model, not a curated record. Gene Ontology annotation, molecular function: chromatin DNA binding; transcription coactivator activity. Gene Ontology annotation, biological process: positive regulation of DNA-templated transcription. The transcript has 3 exons. Gene Ontology annotation, cellular component: nucleus. NCBI's taxonomy places the organism in Eukaryota, Apicomplexa, Aconoidasida, Haemosporida, Plasmodiidae. The coding region runs from base 1 to 1236 and encodes 411 amino acids.